GUUGUAUGGGCAUCUAUCUAGACGCCAUAGAUGCGGUGCCAGACAAGGACACGAUUGUCGGCUCCCGUCACGCCUUCAUGAUGACUGUCCUGGACAAAAUGCUGGACCAUUUACAGACGGUUGAUCUGGCCAAGGUCAAGGGCGCACUGGAGCGGCGCCAUAUUUGUGAUGGCGUGAUUCUGGAGGGGUUCCGAAACGGCUGCAUUCUCGCCGUAACAUUUGACACAGCAGUCGCCGUAGAGGGUCUCUGGAACCUGCAUGACCAAAGUCACCUUACACCUACCUGCCAGGAGAUUCUAGUCGAUAAAGCGUUGCUAAGGGCUACAGGCACAAUCAAGUUGACCCUCAGGGCUAAGCUUUGGAAAGAUGAAUAUCAGAAUUGCCUGCAGGAAAUGGCGCUAAGAUCUCCCGCCAGAAAACAACUUGGAUGUUUCGAACGUGACCUUGACAUGGUGAAGAGGGUCAAAGAACAUCAAAAGGUUAUGCCGGAAAUUAUCGUUCAAGCUCGAGACCUGGAGAGCAACUUUGAGCACAGCCUGGGCGAGUUCAUGCUGGUCGUCAAACGAACACUGCCCGGAAGUGCAACAGUUGUGCGCAACCUCCGAGAAUUCUGCGCAGACAUGAAGCAGGCGCGGGAUUCCAAGAAGGCAGAGUUUGAAUCCGUUGAUCAAUAUUUAGAGACUCUGGACUUCUUUAGGCAUGCCUUCACGGUAGUUGAGGAAAACAUCAUACAUCCCCUUUGUCAAGUACGAGCACUCUGUGAGAAAGACACGCAGCAGAAGUUGAAGAAAUCCAUCAAGGAGGCAUGCUCAGAAAUGUUGACGAAGCUGAAACCCGACUCAGACCUCCAGAAAGUCCGUCAUAAAGAAUGGGAGAUGAAGGUUUUGCCUCGCGAGCAAAGUUUGUUCCUUGGGUUGAUCAGCCUAGUGCCCAUGUGUUUGGACAGACUGACCACUAUUGACUUCAACACUGAUGAGUACGUCAUGGAUUUUCCGGAAAUGUCUUCAUGGUGA
Molecule: messenger RNA, 1013 nt
Organism: Candidula unifasciata
Lineage: Eukaryota; Metazoa; Mollusca; Gastropoda; Stylommatophora; Geomitridae
Source: the annotation of a GenBank genome assembly